Salarias fasciatus (jewelled blenny) is the source of this 3241-nucleotide messenger RNA. RefSeq names its product aminopeptidase O (putative) (gene aopep). Gene Ontology annotation, molecular function: metalloaminopeptidase activity; zinc ion binding. The transcript has 18 exons. Bases 130 to 2694 code for a protein of 854 amino acids. Gene Ontology annotation, cellular component: nucleolus. Lineage: Eukaryota; Metazoa; Chordata; Actinopteri; Blenniiformes; Blenniidae. The record is from RefSeq and is a predicted model, not a curated record.
GUGCUGGACCGCAGCGGGACGGAGAGCAGCAGCUUCAGCAGGCAGCUCGAUCCAUUCACAACACGAGAAAGAGGCUGCGUGUGAUGCCCAGCGGGUGAAUUAUCGACUCCUCAUCUUCAGCCGUGUGACAUGGAUCCAGAUGAGCGCUUAAACCCUGAAACAGAUGACCUUCCCCUCCGAGCUAACACUAACCACAUGCUCGUCAGGCAUUAUGUGCUCGACCUAACAGUUCAUUUUGACCGCAGGGUCGUCAGUGGUAGCAUUGUUCUGUUCCUGGAGGCUUGCGCUGGAAUAAAGACGACAGCAGGCGAUGAAGUUGAAUCUGAAGAGGCUGGAGAGAGUCGGGAUGGACUCACGUCUCAGACUGCAACUGACAAAGACAACAACCAGUCUUCUCAUAACACCAGUGAUUUUACUUUGGUGCUGGACUGUUGUGACAUUGAUGUGACAAAGGUGGAAGAGGUUGACAUCAGUUCUGUGUCAGCCACAUCGGCCCUCCAUUCAGAAAUCGCAUCUGAAAGGUCAGCCGUCCUUGCAGGGAAUCCACAAGCAGCCUUUAUUCAAAAGCUUAUCUCCAUGCCUGCUAGCCAAUGGAAGCGGCAGCACCAGUUGUUCUCGCUGUGCAGCCGUGCUCCCGGCGCUCGAGACGGCAGCUCGCUGCAUUUUCAAAGAGACCGUUGGAGUCUGCAAGUAAGGAAGAAGGGCAUAGCAUCACCUCAGGGGUUCCCUCGGGCCGUCAGGAUCUGCUACGAGACGAGACCUUCGGGAGGGUCAGUGAGGUGGACUGAAGACCAGGACAAGAGGGUGUGUGUUUACACUGCCGGUUCUCCCAUCAACAACCGAGCCCUGUUCCCUUGCCAGGAGCCUCCUGUUGCCAUGUCAACAUGGCAGGCAACGGUGCGGGCCCCCAGUGAGUGUGUGGUUUUGAUGAGCGGGGAAGAGCCGGCUGUACCUAUUGAGGACGGGGACACACACUUUUUAAUAUGGAAUUACUACGUCACUAUGGCCAUGCCUGCGUCCACAUUCACUCUGGCGGUGGGCCACUGGCAUCAAGUUGCAGCAGAAAUUCCCUCAACUGUGGAAAGAGGGGAGAAGGACAGCACAAACUGUGGUGACAUGACUGAACCCAAGACUGAAAGUGGAGAACAGGCCGAGGCCGAGGCUGCGUCUGGACUUGGAAACUCCUCUGGUGAAGCUGUAAAGUUCACUUCACUCCCGACUGGCAGCAGAGACCGGCCCACUCUCCCAGAUUCUGCAUUCUGUUACUCUUCCCUUGAGGAUGAGCCACUCUCUGCAGCCGAUCAUUCAGGCACGGCGUGCGAUGGCAUCUACUGUUCCCAUGGCGACUACCCUUGCCGGUUUACCAUGCGAUCGGCCUGGACCCAGCGGGUGAUUCCACACCGUGUGUUCAGUCCCGUCUGCCUGCUGGAGAAGGCCCAGACGGUCCUCAAGCUGUUACCUCAAUGUUUGGACGCAGCCUACACCGUUUUGGGGGUUCACCCGUUUCCCCGCCUUGAUGUUGUUAUCGUCCCUGCAGGGUUCUCCAGCCUGGGCAUGGCCAGCCCCCACAUCAUUUUCCUGUCCCAGAGCGUGUUGCCUGCCGGGAGGCUCAGUCCUGACGAGAACAGCCUCUCUCUCUGCGGGUCCCGGAUUUGCCAUGAGAUAGCUCACUCCUGGUUUGGCCUGGUGAUCGGAGCCAGAGACUGGACCGAGGAAUGGAUCAGUGAGGGCUUUGCCACGUGCCUGGAGGACAUCAUCUGGGCCCACGCACAACAACUUUCUUCCGAAGAGACAAUACAGCAGUUUGACCUGAAGGCGCUUCUGAGGUGGAGGCGACUUUCUGAUGAGCUGCAGAACUCUAAAGAGGAACUUCAGAUCCUCAGGCCCAACACGGAGAGGACCGGCGAGGUCAGUGACUCCGGCUCGUCUACAGUUAAACACGCCCUCAACCCUGAAAAAUCCUUCAUGCAAGUGCACUACCUCAAGGGCUAUUUCCUCCUCAGGUUCUUGGCCAGUCAAGUGGGAGAACAACAGUUCAUCGAAUUCUUCAGAUUAUUUGUCAAGAAAUACCACGGGCAACUCAUUCUGUCUCAGGAUUUCCUGCAAAUGUUGCUGGUUACCUUUCCCGACAUAGAGCGAAAAGGCCUCACCCUCAGUGCUAUUUACGCUGACUGGCUCGAUCGACCGGGAAUUCCAGAGUGGCUGUAUGAAAGGAGCGCCGUGUGGUCACAGGCAAGGCUGGUGGAAGAAGUCAAAGCAGAGGUUGUAAAAUGGAUUCUCCUCAGUCAGAGUCAUCAGGGGAAGGGCAGAAAGCGGAAGAGAAUAGAAGCCAAGGUGAACUACAAAGAGUUGACAUCGGACCAGCUCGUCCUGCUUUUGGAGCUUUUGUUGGAGGAGCCGGAGCUCAGUGUGGCAUCGAUGCGCACUUUGCAGAAAACCUACAGUCUACAAACCCAUGAUGCUGAGGUGAGACAUCGUUGGUGUGAGCUGGUGGUCAAACACGCGUACGUUCAGGCUUAUGGAGAUGUGGAGCACUUCCUGGUUCAUGACCAAGCCAUGGGUGUGUACCUGUAUGGGGAGCUGAUGGUUCAGGAGGACCAGAAACAGCAGGCGCUGGCUCGCCGCUGCCUCCUGUCAGUCCAAGAAGAAAUGGACCAAUCGGCACGCAGAGUGGUGGAGGAGAUGGUCCUGUAAUGUCGGAGGUUUCCAGCUCUGUUUGUGGACGAGGUGGGUCCGGUUGCAGCGUUCUCCAACCACCAGAAGGCCGCGCUCCGCCUCUCCAGCCGCGUGAGGAGCAGCAGUUGUGUUGGUUGGAGACUCCGGCCGUAUGAAUCACAGACUGUUCACGAUGAGACGAUGUGAACAGCGUCGCUGGGGAGAAAAAGAAAAGCGACAUCACUUUUUUUCCCCAAAAAUGACAGGGACUACAAAGUGUAAAGGAGAAAUGUGUUAUGGGUGAAAACAACUGCAUCCCCGAGUCUGUUUAAGAACCUGAGCCGCGUGUCUCCGUUUCUGUUUAGUCUAAAGUCAGGAUCUGAAUCCGAAAGGUUUAGACUAGAAAUACUUUGAGGUGAGUAAUGUUCUUUAACUUCGAGCUGGUUUAUAAUGAAACUGGAAAAUAUACAGCCGACAUCCUUCAGGGCUUUUCUAUAUGAAUGAUGAAGUGUGAACAUGUAAACUUUUCUGUGUUGAAAACCUUUCAUAUGUCUGUGUAUAAAAAUAAACUGUGUUCUUAAAAUAA